Messenger RNA from Ictalurus furcatus (blue catfish), 2262 nucleotides. RefSeq names its product BCL2 associated X, apoptosis regulator b (gene baxb). The transcript has 6 exons. Bases 594 to 1205 code for a protein of 203 amino acids. Gene Ontology annotation, cellular component: mitochondrial outer membrane. The record is from RefSeq and is a predicted model, not a curated record. Lineage: Eukaryota; Metazoa; Chordata; Actinopteri; Siluriformes; Ictaluridae. Gene Ontology annotation, molecular function: protein homodimerization activity; channel activity; protein heterodimerization activity. Gene Ontology annotation, biological process: positive regulation of apoptotic process; extrinsic apoptotic signaling pathway in absence of ligand; mitochondrial fusion.
UGGUGACAUCUGCUGGCCAUAUUGUGUAACUGCCCGAGAAAACCCAACGCGAAAUACAACAUGCGUAACGUUCAGGAAACUUUCUCAUUUUCUCUUGUGAACUGUAAACGUACCUAACCUCCGAACCUGGUUCUAAGCAGUAUAUUAUAUAAAACAAAGAACCUAUAAAGGCCUAAUCUGAUAGAUAGUUAACUUUAACGGAGUUGAAUAAUGUCAUCCUGUCAGGCUGGUCAAUGUGUUCCUUAUAGAAAUCUUGUUUUUGUUUUUAUUUUUAAUUUGAAAACAGUUCAUCAGAAAUGCGAAGCUAACUGGCUUGGGAUUUUUUGGGAAGUGUGUAAUUUUCAGUGUCGGGUAUGGCUCUGACGAAGAAAAUGUCGUUAUUUGUAACCUUUCAGCUCUAAAGGCGAGGUCGCAUGACAAACUCGUAUUUCCGGUAUACAUGAAACCACGUCACUUCUGUCCGGUUCAUUUAUUCUAGUCUGUAUUAGAUUAGAGACGCCGGUUUUUCUCGGUAGAAGUAAUUAUUGUGAACGGUUUUUAGUCCAUUUUUACACUUGGUCAGAGAAAGGUCAAAGAACAAGAUAACUUUUACCAUGUCUAACGAAGGAACACCAGAUGGCCAAAUUGGAGAAGCCCUCUUAAUCAGGGUGAUUCAGGAUCAGAUGAUGAACGUUAAUAUAGGAGGACACUUGUCUCUCCCAUGCCUCCCAGAGGUUCAACCUUUAGCCAAUGUGCAGCAUCAGAAACUGCUGGAUCAGCUGGCUCAGUCGGUUAAAGUGAUUGGUGAUAAGCUUAAUCAAGAACACAGCUUGAAUGACCAGAUCGAUGGUUUGGCACGCCUGGGUGAUAGGAAGAUUUUUUCAAAGCUUGUGGAUGGUGUCUUCUACGAUGGACAGAUCAACUGGGGAAGAAUCAUUGUGCUGUUCUACGCAGUAGGAAAGCUGGCUGUAAAGAUGGUACUGGCUAACCUGCCCACAGUGUUCUCAGAAAUACUGGAAUCAUGUUUGGAUUUCUUCAGGACAAAGCUAUUGAUAUGGAUUCGCAACAUGGACGGAUGGAUCAGCAGCAUUUCAGCACUGACCCAGUUCUCUAUCGAGCAUAUCUCAGCUUCCUCCUUCUACACCAUCCCAUCUCCAGUCGUGGCAUUCUUCUGUGGGAUUCUGUUGGGAAGUGUCAUUGUCUGGAAAUUCAGAAUAAGCAGCUGAGAGAGAGAGAGAGAAGAGAGGCAGGCUGGAAGAGAACAAACGAGAUGCACUGUGACAAAUGAAAGCUUUUAAUGUGUUUAUAAUAAUGUGAUACUUCUAGAUCUUAAUACAUUUUAGAACGUUUACAUAUAAAUAUUAAUUCUAUUAAAUGUUUUAUUCUGUAGUAUAAAUGUUGUAUACAUUUAGGUAGCAGUUGGUAGUGUUUAGAGCCCUCUGCUGCAUGCAAGACAAAUUGCAGCAAAACUACACUGAAACCUUUUUCCCUAACAGACAGGUUCUCAUUCCAGUUCCUGGAGUAACAAGUAUCCUGCACAUGUUAGUCUUUCCCUGCUCUGACAUACCUGAUUCAACCAAUCAGCUCAUUACCAGCGAUUUCGGAGUUGAACCAGGUGUGUUAUAUAGUGGUGGUUCGAGACCGGUUCAAUAGGGGGCGCCAGGCUGGAGCCAGUCAGCCUCUUAAAUGGGCCAAUUGGACUUUUUUGUUCUCAAAAUAUUAAGCUGCUGUAUUGCACUGCACUGCACAAUGGUAUACCUAUGCAAUAUUUUUAAUAGCAUUACAUAGCUGAGCUAGAAUUACACAACGAAAGUAGUAUGCUGGGAGAGCCAGGCUAGUUGUAAAACAUUUUGAUUACCUUUAUUUCCUCUCGCUGUCGUUAUUUUUCUAGUGUCAACCGGGCCUUGUUCCACUUCCUUCCAACUUAACCUAGUGGAAAAAAAAUGCCUUUGGAGACUUUGUCCACUGAACUAAGGGUUCAGACUCUCCCCAAAACCACCUAUGGUACUAGAGCAGGGAAAACAGGGCAGGGGAUUCUUCAGGACCAGGGCUGGGAACCUGUACUGUUACCUCUGCCACUUCCUCUGUAGAAACUACACAUAUCUCAAGAGGAAAGAGGGUUUAUGGUUAAUUCUGUUCAGGGGUAUGUCUAUUAACCUGCCUGGAAAAAUGAAAACGGAAAGUGCCAGAAACUAAGGUAUCUCUGAAAUUUUAUGCCUAAAUUAGUUAGUUCUAAAUAUAUCUUAAAAAACUACUAGAAUAUAGAAAGUUUCGUAGACAUCU